AGUGUAUCGAGCAAAGCAAAGCGAAGCUGAGCUGGCGUACAGUCCAAAGCGAGCCAUGGCGGAGCUCCGCCACUCGAGCUCCAUGAGCAGCCGAGCCACGGCGUCUCCGAUGAAGCGAGACGACGUCUCUUCACCAUUGUCCCCCGACAACCUCCCCUACGACGACGAUGACGAUCGUCACUCCCGAGAUCGAGUCCGCUCUUUUUUGUCAAAUUUCCAGUCGUUAUUGCCGUUCUUGGGUGAUGAAACUAGGGUUCAUUCUCGUAAUUUUAAGAUCUCGCUUUUCUUGUUCCUCAUCGUCAUUCUUGCUGGAUUAGUUUUGGUGUCUUCAAUCGUGAAUCGAUGGGUAAACGAGUGGUACGGGAAUGAAAAUGUCUCUGACUUUAUGUACUUCGUAUUAAAAUGUGGAUAUGUGAUGAAACAAGUUCCUUGUCUGAGACACGAUAUCACUGUUGCCUAUACAAUUUUUCUCCUAAUGCUGCCCAAUAAGGCUGUUCGGACUCCCUCUUGUAUGAGGAAAUUUGAAGACAUAUUCGAUGUAGAUCACUUCAUUGAUUACUUGAAGGAUGAUGUUCAAAUAGUUCGUGAUAUCCCUGAAUGGUUUACUGACAAAUCAGAGCUGUUCACAAGUAUUAGGCAAAAAGUUUGUAGGAUGAUCAAAGGCAAGGACUUCACUCAGACGCUCAUGGUCAUUGUCAUAGGCGCCAAGAGGGGACGGACGGUCAAGAACAUUCCAAAGUAUGCUCCAGCACAAUUUUAUAUUGACAAUGUUUUGCCUCGGAUCAAGGAGAAGAAGAUAAUGGCCUUAAAACCCUUUGUGGAUCGACUUGGGUAUGAUAAUGUUCCUCCAGAAAUCAACAGACUAAGGUGCAGGGUUAACUAUCAUGCUUUAAAAUUUCUUCCGGAGAUUGAUCGGAUGGCUGAUCAAUUAGUAUCAAGAAUGAGAAACCGCACAGGAAACUCAAAUCAUUUCAUGGCUCUUCACCUUAGGUUUGAGAAAGGGAUGGUGGGCCUGUCAUUCUGUGAUUUUGUGGGGAGAAGGCUGGAGAAAGCUCUAAUGUCUGCAUACAGAUCGAAAGAAUGGCCUCGACGGUUCAAGGAUGGUUCCCAUCUAUGGGGACUGGCUCUGCAGAAGCGGAAGGAAGGACGGUGCCCUCUUGAGCCUGGGGAGGUGGCAGUGAUGCUUCGGGCAAUGGGCUAUCCGAAGGAAACUCAAAUAUAUGUUGCUUCUGGGCAGGUUUAUGGUGGGCAGAACCGUAUGGCACCGCUCAGGAACAUGUUCCCAAACCUUGUUACAAAGGAGGAGUUGGCAGGCAAGGAGGAGUUGGAUGGCUUCAGGAAGCAUGUCACAAGCUUGGCAGCCCUCGAUUUCUUGGUCUGUCUGAAGUCUGAUGUGUUUGUCAUGACCCAUGGAGGCAACUUUGCAAAACUGAUAAUUGGGGCUCGUAGGUACAUGGGUCACCGCCAAAAAUCCAUAAAACCAGAUAAGGGGCUAUUGUCCAAAUCUCUAGGGGACCCCUAUAUGGGCUGGGCCUCCUUUGUGGAAGAUGUGGUUGUUACCCACCAGUCACGGGCUGGAUUGCCUGAAGAAACCUUCCCCAACUAUGAUAUUUGGGAAAACCCUUUGACACCUUGCAUGUGCAGAGCCUGA
Molecule: messenger RNA, 1651 nt
Organism: Ilex paraguariensis (yerba mate)
Lineage: Eukaryota; Viridiplantae; Streptophyta; Magnoliopsida; Aquifoliales; Aquifoliaceae
Source: the annotation of a GenBank genome assembly